AUGUCAGGGUACACCUUGCUAUCCUCGACUUCUCCUGGAACCUGGCGAGCGAACACUGGCAAGGCUCUCAGAUACCGGAUCCUCGGUGUUGUCAUUGCUCUCGUCCUCCUCAUAUUCACCCUGCGCCAGUUCCAAUCGAAUUACCCAGGCCGGUACAACCUAAUCGAUAAUCAAGUUGGCGAAGAAGUGGUACCAGAAUCUCCUCAGAAACGAAGGAAUGUUGCUGUGGCAUCGACGUUUGGAUACCAUUUCGACGUGUACAUGGCAGUAGUGUGGACACUGCAGCGUGUGAUGAAAGAGGGAAAGGUGCAGGUAUAUACUCCUGGGCCAUUCUACUUUGAUUUUCAAAGAAUAGUCGACACGUAUAAGCUAUACAACGGGACCUACAAAGACUACAAUACACUAGUCGAUGACGUGACGAGUGUUGGCGGUGAUGGAGGUAUUGACUUGAUAGUCUUGGGGACAUGCGAACUUGAUAUGAGGCACUGGAGUGAAAAGCUGCUGGCGGCAUGGGAUGCUCGUGAUUCAGCGCACAAAUUUCAGAUCGUUUGCAUCGUGCACGAUGUCCGAGACGAAGCAUGGCAGCCAACAAUCCAGGAAUGGUCACGUAGGAAUGCCAUUAGGCUGCUCCCAAUUUCACAACACGUCGGUAACACUUUCUUGAGAAAAUUUGAAGACCUUGCAAGGAGCACUGAUGUUGCUAUCAAAUCCGCUGGUUACGAAUAUAUCCCAGUUGAUGCUCAUAUCCCAAUACUGGACCUCCAAGGUCUUCCAGAGAGGACCUCGACUAAUCGACCUUUUUCAAACGCUGUAAUUCAAGGCUCAUUCUCUACUGAUCGUCGAGAUUACACUCGGAUUUUCGCUGACCUCAAUCAUUCUCUUCAUGUCGAACCUGAAUCAUGGGGAUAUCUACCACUUGGUGAUGGACCAUCGUUCGUCCAAGACACCAGCAUCGAUCAAAUCCCAUUUAAGCUACAUCUCGUUGGAAGCGGGUGGAUUGACGUUCCCAUUGAACUCAAGCAGCUCGUUGUGUUCCACACGAAUCUCAACUAUACCGAGUAUUACCAGCUCAUGAGCGGGAUGGAUGCAUGUAUUCCUGCUUUUCUUGCAGCUGACGAUAAGAACUUCAAAUACCAGGCGAGUUCGAGCAUUGUAAUGUGCCUGGAAACCAAUGUUCCGAUCCUGGCAGUACGUGAGCUGCGGGAAUCGUACAUUUACAUUGAUGACGACAGAGUCACAAUCAAUCGACCUGCUGUGAUGAGCGAGUUCCAAGCCAUCAAGGUGCUUCGGACGGGAGAUGCGUCAGACUUUCUCGAAAGCGACCCGUCAUCGUCAGGUGUCACUCUAGGAUUUCAUUCGCGGAUUCGUCAAGCAGUGCACAGAUUUGUGAAUGAGGGGUGGGUACGUACGAAAGAAGAUUUUGAUUUGCGUAAGAAACUUAUAUUAAAAGAAAACGAGAGAAUCGUCUUGAAGAUUCUACAAGAUCGUGUGUAG
Psilocybe cubensis is the source of this 1494-nucleotide messenger RNA. RefSeq lists its product as uncharacterized. The transcript is spliced from 5 exons. Lineage: Eukaryota; Fungi; Basidiomycota; Agaricomycetes; Agaricales; Agrocybaceae. The record is from RefSeq and is a predicted model, not a curated record. Bases 1 to 1494 code for a protein of 497 amino acids.